Aspergillus melleus is the source of this 735-nucleotide messenger RNA. RefSeq names its product HAD family hydrolase. The coding region runs from base 1 to 735 and encodes 244 amino acids. Lineage: Eukaryota; Fungi; Ascomycota; Eurotiomycetes; Eurotiales; Aspergillaceae. The record is from RefSeq and is a predicted model, not a curated record. The transcript has 2 exons.
AUGCCUAAAAUCACCGAGAUCUUCUUCGACUGCGACAACACCCUCGUCCUCUCCGAGGAGUUGGCAUUUGAGGCCUGCGCCGAACUCGCCAAUGAGAUCCUGGAGAAGCAGAACAUCCCGGACCGGUACACUGGGGAACAGCUCAUCCAGGACUUUGUCGGUCAGAACUUCCGGGGUAUGAUGGUCUCUCUGCAGGCCAAGUACAACUUCGAUCUGCCCAAGGAGGAGCUGGAGGGCUAUGUCACCAAGGAGGAGGACAAGGUGAUCGCCAAGCUGACCGAAAAGGCUCAGCCUUGUGUGGGCGCUACCGAGGAGCUCCAGAAGCUGUAUGAUUCGAAGAAAUAUGACCUUGCCGUGGUCUCGUCGUCUGCUUUGCGCCGGGUAGUGGCCUCAAUCAAGAAGGUAGACCAGGCCAAGUUCUUUGAUGAGGACAAGGUCUUCAGCGCGGCUACUUCGCUCGAGAAACCCACUUCCAAGCCCGACCCGGCCAUCUACCUCCACGCCUUGAAGAAGUGCGGCAAGGAGGCCAACGAGGUUGUCGCGAUCGAGGAUAGCAAGUCAGGCGCCCUCAGUGCCAUCCGCGCCGGCAUCCACGUUAUCGGAUACGUUGGCAGCUACCCCGGAGACGCCAAGAAGAUUGAAAUGACGAAGCUCCUCCAGGACCUCGGAGCCAAGGUCAUCAUGAAGGAUUGGUCCGAGUUCGAGCAGUGCUUGGCUGAGAUCGAGAAGUCGUGA